Molecule: messenger RNA, 525 nt
Organism: Dovyalis caffra
Lineage: Eukaryota; Viridiplantae; Streptophyta; Magnoliopsida; Malpighiales; Salicaceae
Source: the annotation of a GenBank genome assembly
AUGAAUGGCUGCUUCCAUUUGCUUUUUUCCAGGAAGGGAUUCCUAGGAAUUACUGUGCUAACUAGUGGAGCUGGAUUAUUGAGUACGUUCUCCCCAAAUUAUGCUUCUUUGGUGAUAAUUCGUUGUUUGGUUGACAUGGGCCUAGGUGAUUCCACCGUAUUCUGCUCCUGGUUUCUAGAGUUUGUUCCUGCUCCACAUAGAGGCACGUGGAUGGUUGUCUUCUCAACUUUCUGGACAUUGGGUACAAUUUUUGAGGCUUCACUUGCAUGGGAAUGGGACUUGGAGGAUGCAUUUUACAGAAUAUGGAAUGAAAAUGAAAGCAAUCCUGGCAUUCUUCUUCUCUACAACAACUCCAUUCGGAAUUCAUCAUCUGCUGGAUUACUAAAUUACAUGGCACUGGUAGACCUCUUAGCAACUGACUUCAUGGGGCCUAAACUGCGAGACAGUAUGAGGCUUCAGGUAUGGUCAUAUAUUGCAGUUCUACUCGGCACAGGAGUCAUGUCGCUUCUGACGAAAUGGGCUUAA